Botrytis byssoidea is the source of this 567-nucleotide messenger RNA. RefSeq lists its product as uncharacterized. The transcript has a single exon. NCBI's taxonomy places the organism in Eukaryota, Fungi, Ascomycota, Leotiomycetes, Helotiales, Sclerotiniaceae. The coding region runs from base 1 to 495 and encodes 164 amino acids. The record is from RefSeq and is a predicted model, not a curated record.
AUGCCGCCUCCGUCAACUCCAAUCUCUUCAUCCCCUCGAUCGCCCCUUUUACCACCAGGUGCGCCCCGCCCCAACAAAUUUCGAGAUGCGAUUCGACCUUCUGUCGAAAUGGAACAAGAUAUCAGAGAGUCUAUUAAUCGUUAUCGUGGUAGUAUCAUUACCCUCGUCGCGCAAGAUUUUGAGAAGAAAGUUGGGCACAAGUUGAACAUGAAACAGAAACCAAAAACCGCAAUUUCGGCAGACAGCCAGACAUCGGUCAGUGUCCCUCCAGCUACUGCGAAACCUAAGAAUCGACGCGAGAGUUCGGCCCCAGGUAGACAGCAGGUAGUCUACGGAUCGGCAGAGUGGCAUGCGGCGAAUGAUGGGUUUGUUGAGAUGAGUGAGGCUGAGAGGGAAGCGGAGAGGAAUUUUUGGUCUUGGUUUGUUUUGCUGAUGUUAUUUACUGCUCUGCUUAUCUUUUGGAGUCAGCUUGAGUACCGAUAUCUAAGACCCUAGAACAGAUAGAUAGAGCUGGCAGACGAUUGCGCGUAUCUUCUCGGAAAUUUUUCACUGCGGGAAUUGGUUUAC